Diachasmimorpha longicaudata is the source of this 1065-nucleotide messenger RNA. RefSeq lists its product as uncharacterized. The transcript has 3 exons. The record is from RefSeq and is a predicted model, not a curated record. Lineage: Eukaryota; Metazoa; Arthropoda; Insecta; Hymenoptera; Braconidae. The coding region runs from base 185 to 964 and encodes 259 amino acids.
AACUUCUGCCGAUAAUUAUUCAUGUCUUGACAUUGAGUUUUACAAAUAGUUUAGGUCUUCCCCUAAAGCCACUUGUUUCAGUAUUGAACGAGUAUAAAAAGCGAUGGAAUCGAAGUUUAUAAUCACAAAUCGUUGAGUCUUCAAGUCGACAACUUGUCUGAUACGAAGAAUAAACAUCAACAAUAUGCAGGGAUUUCGUGCUAAAAUGUGGCCACUGAUUUUGGUAGUUUGUUUAUGGUCAACAGUUCAAUGCGAACCGGAACCACGAAAUGGUUUCCAACUUCCAAACGGAGCACCACCUCCAUUUAAUCCCCGUCCAGGGACUUACCCCUUCCCGAACCCACCGAAGCCAUGGGGCCCACCUCAUUUCCCGGUUCGUUUCCGUCGCUCUCCUCAGGGUUCAAUCCAAGGGGGUGUCACCGUCCCUGAGCACGGACGUCCUCAGCUGAACCUGGAUUACAAUCACAAGAUAAUUGAUAAUGGACGAUCAACGUUGAAUGGAUUUGGGGGAGUUUCCAGUCCGGAUCUGAGACACUUCCAGCCGCAUGCGGGAGUUAAUUACGAGUACAGACCCAACAAUGACUUCUUCAUCAGGGGUCAGGGGAGUGUUCAGCCACUGCCAGGUGGACGAUUCGACCCACAGAUCGGUGUUGGCAUGGGCUGGAGGUUCCGUCGAUCUCCUCAGGGGUCAGUCCAAGGGGGUGUCACCAUCCCUGAGCACGGACGCCCUCAGCUGAACCUGGAUUACAAUCACAAGAUAAUUGAUAAUGGAAGAUCGACGUUGAAUGGAUUUGGGGGAGUUUCCAGUCCGGAUCUGAGACACUUCCAGCCGCAUGCGGGAGUUAAUUACGAGUACAGACCCAACAAUGACUUCUUCAUCAGGGGUCAGGGGAGUGUUCAGCCACUUCCAGGUGGACGAUUCGACCCACAAGUCGGGGUUGGACUCGGCUGGAGAUUCCGUUGAGCUUCAAAAUUACUCGUCUGAUGAUCUGAAAUUAAUUACCUGCUAAAUAUUCAUUAUUAAAGUGUAUUUAUUUAUGAAUAAACUAUUUAUGAACUAAAUAA